Messenger RNA from Arvicanthis niloticus (Nile rat), 1973 nucleotides. It is a transcript of the gene Fgfbp3, whose product is annotated as fibroblast growth factor binding protein 3. Gene Ontology annotation, molecular function: growth factor binding. NCBI's taxonomy places the organism in Eukaryota, Metazoa, Chordata, Mammalia, Rodentia, Muridae. Gene Ontology annotation, biological process: cell-cell signaling. The record is from RefSeq and is a predicted model, not a curated record.
UUCAGCGGUGGAAGCAAAACACAGCAUUUUAUAUUUCAUGUCACAUGGCUGCUUCUAUCAUACUUCUGCGGCCGAGUGGGUCUGCACGCGGGUGUAUCUUCUGUAUGGGUUAGCAGUAGGCAAAACCUAGUGCGAGAGAAAUCUGGGAGGGGCAUGAAGGGGGAGGCCCCUUCUGUCCCAUUGAUAACAGGUUCAUUCACAGAGAGCCUUUAAAACAGACUAAUCCCUUAUGCAGUCAUUCGCUCUCUAAUAGGGCCCCUCCACCUCUUCUAGAACUCGAUCCGAGGAUGCUCCUCGCCCCGUGCUGCCUGCGCUGAGGUCCCAGGAAUCCCAGAGGAGUGGCAUGGCCAACCCGGGCGUCAGUCCUCCGAGGCCGCGGGCGUCGCUCUCGCCGUUGCCGCUGCUGUUGCUUCUGGGAGGCUGCCUCCUCUCAGCCGCCGCGAGGGACAAGGGGGCGGCUAGCAGAGAAGUAGCCCGGGCCUCCGGGCCCAGGGACGGCUCCUCCGGUCGCUUCCUGAGCCCAGAGCAGCAUGCGUGCAGCUGGCAGCUCCUGGUGCCCGCCCCGGGGACGCCGACGGGCGGAGAGCUGGCCCUGCGCUGCCAGACCCCGGGCGGGGCGAGCCUGCACUGCGCCUACCGCGGGCACCCGGAGCGCUGCGGAGCCACCGGCGCCCGGCGCGCGCACUACUGGAGACGACUGCUGGGCGCGCUGCGCAGAAGACCGCGGCCCUGCCUGGAUCCCGCGCCGCUGCCGCCGCGCUUGUGCGCCCACAAGACGGCCGGCGCCGAGCUACACCCGUCGGCGCACCCGAGCCUGCCCGCGCGUCCCAACGAGCAGCCCCAGCCGAGGGCGCGGAGCCGGGCUCGGCCGAGACAGUCGGUGCGGUCCUCGAGCUCCCAACCCGAAAAGAAGCCCUUGCUGGUGAAGUCCAACUCCGGCGGGAAGAAGGCGGGCUCAGACCGGGUCCCGGAGCCUCCUGCAGCGGCGGGACUCCAGCCCAACGUGUUGGACCAGAAUGCCGAGCUCACUGAGACCUACUGCGCCGAGAAGUGGCACUCCCUUUGCAACUUCUUUGUCAACUUCUGGAACGGCUGAGGCUGCGGGCUGGCAGGGGCACUAAGGGCAGGUGCUGCGGAGCAGAGGGCGGCGGGAGGCUCGAGGCGUCUUAGACCGGGAACAGGGAUGGAGAGUAGGCUAGUCGGGAUUCUAAAAUGGGGCAGGGGUUAGGGUGAGAAGAAUCUGAAGCAGCAGGAGAGCUUUUUGAAAGCAUCUCAAUUCUGAUUUAAGAGCAGAAGAAAUAAUGCAAAUGGAUAGAUUUAUAUUAAGUAUGCAAAAAAUUGUAGACUAGGGCAGAGAAGCUGAGAAUAGGCGGAAUGAAGUGACUAAGGAGGUGCGAAUCUCUCCUAGGAAGUGGGGAUACAAUGUAUAUUAACACAUUUUCAUUAAAUGUAACUGUAAGAGCCUGGACCAUGUUGAAUUGUUCAAAAUCUUCUUGGGUUUUAACCUUGAGAAAAUGAAUACCCACCCACCCCCCUCCUUUCUGAAUUGUUAUGAACUCUGGGUGUGACUUGGCAUCACACUUUCUAUGCAGAUAAAAGUCUUAUCGGUAAAAAAUAAACUUCAGACUGGAUUAUCAGGACAACUGCUUUUCAAUCCCUUUACUACUUUUUAACUGAAUUUUGAGCCUACUGUCCUGAAAGUUCAUUAACUACCUGAAAUCAGAAGUGAAUUUUAGAAGUUCAGUGCUCUCUAGAUCUUCAAAAACAAACAAAAAUCUCCAAGCCUUUACAUUUUGAUCACUCUUUUUUAAAUCAGCUAAAAUGUAAACAUGUAUCUCGGUCAUUUUGGCCUUCAUCUCUUCUGUAAUUAAAUUUAAAAUGGGUUUUUUUUUAAAAAUAUGUUGUAACUAUGAUUGUCUUUAAUUUUUAAAAACUGGUUGGAUUUAAACAGUUGUAAAACGAUGGAAAUUCUG